Molecule: messenger RNA, 1682 nt
Organism: Belonocnema kinseyi
Lineage: Eukaryota; Metazoa; Arthropoda; Insecta; Hymenoptera; Cynipidae
Product: coiled-coil domain-containing protein 186-like
Exons: 12
Coding region: 1-1491 (496 amino acids)
Source: RefSeq, a predicted model, not a curated record
AUGAGGGACAUCAUGCUCCAGGGUAUGGGAAUCACAGUGCCACUUCUUCAGUCACAUCCGCCAGCCGAAGGAGAUCAAAGUUGUUACGAAAAACACUUGAAACAGAAGGUUGGGAACAAAGUGAUCCAGGAGGACGCGCAAGAAGUACGGGUUACCUUUGGUAAGAAAAAAGAAGAAAAAGUAAGCACUGAUGCACAAACUUCAACAGUUUCCAAACCAGAUACAUUUUGUACGUCUUGGAAUGCUGAUUAUGAGGAUCCAGCACCACAGUGGCUAAUUGAAGAGGCACUCAAAAAAGAAACGAAGCCUAAAGAUAUUAAAUUUGAUAUCUCAGAUGAUCUUCAAGAAAAUGUUUCUGUAAAAUUGAAAUACGAAAUGAUAAUUUACGAACUUGAGGAAGAACUAGGGAAAACCAAGGCUGAAGUUGAAGAAGCCUUGAAAGAAAAGUACGACGAAAAAGAAAAAUACGAAAGGAAUGUGGAACGAAUAAAAGAAGAAGCCAAUAAGAAAAAUGAAUUACUUCAAGGAAAGAUUAUUGAGAUAUGUGCUUCCAUUCUCGAAAAAUUUGGACCACAAGCCCUGAGCGAUAAAAAGAAAAGCACAAAGAGGUGUCCAAAUCGCAUGAAAUUUUAUGGAAAAUUUUCGAAAAAGUUGCACAAAAAACUAAGAAAUACAGUUUUAAAACUCAGCAGAGUAAAGCAAGAAUUUUCUAAAACUCGAAAAGAAUUCGAUGAAAAAAAUUUCGAAUAUGAAACUUUGAAAAAGUGUUUUUCGAGAUUGAAGAAAGAACUUGCAAUUACAGACAUGAAUUUGAACAAUCUGAUUAAUGAAAACAUGACUCUUCGUAAAAAAUUCGAGGAUACGAAAGAAUGGAUGGAAAAUAAAAUGACUAAAGAUCAACAAGAACGACAUAAUAAUGCACGUCUUAAUGAUUUGCAUAAAAACAGAGAAUUGACGAAUUUAAAGAAAAAAUCUGAGGAGGAUUUUAUUUCUUUGCUGAGUAGCGAAAAAGAAAAAUUGACUGCAGGGUUAGAGAAAUCAGAAACGGAUAUCAAUGAAGAAGUAAGAAAACAGAAGAAAACGAAAGCAGUUCAAUAUGAAACAUUGAGUCAACAUGAAAUGGAAAAUUUGAAAUUAGAAUAUGACGAAAUCCUUGAUGAAAUGAGGGCAAAAGUGGAUGUUUUAGACAACUGUAGAACUGAAUAUUGCGUUGCUAUAAAAGAAUUCCUCAAACAAAUUUAUGAGUAUUAUUCUGAUCAAGAAGCUGAAUCCAAUUUAAAUUGUAGCGAAGAAAGUAUACGAGAAGCUCAUGAAACUGCAUGCUCUAUUCUCCAAAUAACUCCUGAACAAUUGUCUCAAUUCUUGAAGGGAAGGCCCGAUUCGAUAAAUUCAUGGUUGUCUGAUUUAUGCAAAAUCACUUCCAAGAAACAAUUCUCUAGAUCCCUGGCAAAAUUCUUAUUUGGAAAAGUGCAAGUGAUCCAAAAGAACUAGCCACUAAAAUCUGUCGAUUAUGUUGGCGAAUGAAAAAGAUGGUAAAAAAUUUAAAUAAAGUGUAAUAACUACCUGUUUUCUAGACAGUAUUAUAAAUGUACUAUCAUUCUUAAAUAUUGUUCGAAACUCGAGUUUAUUUAUAGUUUGAGUAGUUCUACUAUCCACUAAAAUCACGAAUAUAAUUAUUACUA